AUGCAGGUGACGCUGACCACGACGGUGAAGGCGGUUCUCCAGCAGGUUCAGGAGACGGUGGAGCGGUGCAUGUGUGCCUCAGUAUGCGCCGGCUACACACAUGGCCACCACCACGAGAUCAGCGGAGGCGACAGCGCCCCUUGUUCCCUGGUCCGCCCUACUUCGCUGCUGGGCCGCAGCGGCGGCAAGGAUUACAGUAGCGGUUCCGUCGUGGAUGGUGCCCACGCAGCUGACCCGUCGACUUCUCGUACUCCUCAUUUGACAGACUGUGUGCACGAAGCGGAACUCUGUCUCUGCCUGCAAGACAAGGAUGGUGAGUACCGCUGGGUCGGCGGCACGCAACACUUCCACAAGGUGGCUGUGCUGCGAGCGCCGUUCAUCACGGAAGUGUGCCUCCGCACGCACGCUGUCUUCGAGGAAGAGCGGCGCCAGUGGCGUCGCAAGGCGCGACAAGAGCGAACUUCAGUGCGAUCGUCGUCGUCGUCGUCGUUGUCGUUGACCUUGGCAUCGCACGCGUCGUCUAUGUUUCCCAGCCUCUACCGCAGCGCUGAGGACGCUCGCAACGUCAGCGACAGCCGUGAGCGCAGCGAUGAGCGUUCGGACCAGUCCGCAAAGAGCACACAUGAAACGCGAGGAGGUGCGUCCGUCAAUGCCCCGGCCACUUCGGCUGCCACAGCGGCAGCCAACAAAGGCCAUGCAGCGCACACGCUGACCGACCAGUCCUUUGCGAGGAAGGCCAGCCGGCUAAAGUUCGCCUUCUUGAAGGGUGUUGUGGUGCCCAUAGUCGUGCUGCGGCAGUGCAACCCUCAAUACGCCAUGGGUGGCAAGCACCACCCAUACGGCCGCACCCCUCGACAGUAUGCAGAGGUGCGGGUACCGGCUGACAUGCAGGCGGAGCCACUCGAUGACUCCCUGCGCAGCUCUGGGACUGUAGCGGCCAGCGGCACGGCACAGGUCAAGUCGAAGGAGUCAGUCGCUCAUGCGGAGGUGUUGCCGCCACGAGUGGCCCCGGUGUCAACUUCGGAUAGACUCAGUGACACGGCGUUGCGGUCUCCCGCCUCACCGCACAGCACCAGCACUCCGGCAACUAGAGACACCUCAGCUGAGACACCUUGUCUCGCUGCCGCGUUGAUGUCCACGUCUUCCUCGUCGCCGUCGGCGUCCUCGGCGUCGACGCUACCCAGCCGCUCCGCGUCGCUUGACCAGUCGUGCGGAGCCGUCGAGGACGCCCAUGGUCCCCGUUCUCACCCUUCGGUUUUCGACACCCACCAAGUCCAUUCCUACCACUCGACCGCGGCAGCGGCGGCGCGCACGGCUACAGCGGCAGGGCCAGUCGGCCUGGUGGCGCACGCCACAACGGUGGAGAGGACGAGCGAAGCGAGUGACCCACGUGCCACAGCGGCUACACUGCGUGUGCGAGGGACCGUCAAGGCGCAGGCCGGUGAACUUGUGGCGAGGGAGGAAGCCGCAGUCCGCAGCGCCUUGGCAGCCGCGCAGCAGGACUACACCGCUGCGCUAGCCGAGUACAAGGCAGUGGUCGCGUGUUCAUCUGCCAAGUCCACCGCGGUAGGCGAGUGUGAGGUGCAGCCCUUGCAGCCAGCUGCGUGUGCUGACGCAGAGCUCGUGGCUCUCCUGCAGCGGAGGAUCGAACUGCAGAGGCAGCUGCAGGUGUGCCGGGAGGCGGAGCAACAGUGUGAGCGACUGACCAUGCUAGCCGAGCGCCUAGAGAAGGAGGUACGGGAGCAGGAGGAGCGUCGCGUGCCGCGGAUGCCGCUGCGGCACGGCGAUGACAGUGCCGCAUUUGUGGCUGGCUACUAA
Messenger RNA from Leishmania major strain Friedlin, 1818 nucleotides. RefSeq lists its product as hypothetical. Bases 1 to 1818 code for a protein of 605 amino acids. The record is from RefSeq and is a predicted model, not a curated record. The transcript has a single exon. NCBI's taxonomy places the organism in Eukaryota, Euglenozoa, Kinetoplastea, Trypanosomatida, Trypanosomatidae.